Schizosaccharomyces osmophilus is the source of this 5118-nucleotide messenger RNA. It is a transcript of the gene pan1, whose product is annotated as actin cortical patch component, with EF hand and WH2 motif Panl. Gene Ontology annotation, biological process: actin cortical patch assembly; endocytosis; endosomal transport. NCBI's taxonomy places the organism in Eukaryota, Fungi, Ascomycota, Schizosaccharomycetes, Schizosaccharomycetales, Schizosaccharomycetaceae. Gene Ontology annotation, cellular component: cytoplasm; nucleus; plasma membrane. The record is from RefSeq and is a predicted model, not a curated record. Bases 1 to 5118 code for a protein of 1705 amino acids. The transcript has a single exon. Gene Ontology annotation, molecular function: actin binding; calcium ion binding.
AUGUCAUAUCCGAACCCGAUGAACGGCGCACCGUACGGAUAUGGCACGAACGGUGGCAUGCAGCCCAAUAUGACUGGCUACGGCAUACCAAUAAACCAAGGAAAUACUGGAUUUCAGCAAGGUGGCUAUCCUUACCAACAGGGUUAUUUAACUGGCGGGUAUCCCGGAACCAGAUCAGCGUUGCCAUUUCAACAAACUGGAUCCAUGAAUGCCAUGAACACUGGCUAUGGAUAUCCAUCACAGCCUAUGACUUAUGCAAAUCCACCUGCACCGCCAACUUUUCCAUCUCAAAUGACCGGCUACAAUGGAAUGAUGAAUACAGGAAUGCCACCUAUGGGUUACGUACAACCUCAAAGAACCGGCAGUGCUCCAGCACCACCGAUGGGUGGCUUCGUGCAACCUCAAAAAACUGGCAGUCAACCGUUUAAUCCAAUGAAUAGCUUUAUACAGCCCCAGCAAACCGGAAGUGCUUUACCUCAAGCAACUGGCUUCGUGCAGCCCCAAAGAACUGGGAGCGCUCCUCAAGGUUUUUUUCCUCAGCAAACAGGAGGUUUUAUGCAGUAUCCUGGAAACAAUGGUCAACCUUUUAAUAAUCCAAUGAGUGACUAUAUGCAACCUCAGAAAACUGGCGGUUUUGACUCUUUCAUGCAACCACAAAAAACGGGUACAAUGUUCUCGCAACCCACAUUACAACCCCAAAGGACUGGUACUUUCGUGAACCAACCCGGUUUCGCUCAACCUCAAACUAUUGGUAUGGCCCCUCAAAGUACUGGAUUUAUUCAACCCCAACCAACUGGUCCUUUUGCUUCCUUUGUACAACCUCAGGUAACGACCAUGCCAACACCAGCUGCACUUUUAAAGCCUCAAAAAACCGGUCAAAUCCACGUUAGUCAUGCUAUGGAUACUAGACUUUCUUUUAUCACGGCUUCAGACCAAGAAAAAUUUGAAAAAUUGUUCCGCUCUGCAGUUGGUAAUGAAGAAGCUAUGUCUGCUGACAUUGCUAAAGCUAUUCUCGUUCGUUCAAAGCUCUCUACACCCACUCUUUCUAAAAUUUGGUCUUUGUCUGACACCACUCGAUCGGGGCAUUUAUUAUUCCCACAAUUCGUUUUGGCUAUGUAUUUAUGUAAUUUGGGUCUUACCGGAAAGCCCAUUCCGGAUAAGGUACCAGACAAUAUUCUUGGUGAGGUAAAUUCAAUGGUUGAUGUCAUUUCUUUUUCUUUAGAUGAUAGCUCUUCUCAGUAUGCUCAGCCAGUUUCUCAAGGUAAUGCUCAACAGAUGGCUGCUCAAAUGUUCAACGGUUUUCAGCAAGCCGCAGGAAUUCCAUCCCAAAUUACAGGAAUGUUUCCUCAACAAACUGGAAUGCAACCUCAAAUGACUGGCUUCCAACAACCAAUGAUGCCUCAAAGAACUGGUGGAAUGCCUCCCCAGAUGACCGGUGGUAUGCCGCCGAUGAUGCCUCAGAGAACUGGUGGUAUGCCUUCCCAGAUGACCGGUGGUAUGCCACCGAUGAUGCCUCAGAGAACUGGUGGAAUGCCUCCCCAGAUGACCGGUGGUAUGCCACCAAUGAUGCCUCAAAGAACUGGUGGAAUGCCUCCCCAGAUGACCGGUGGUAUGCCGCCGAUGAUGCCUCAGAGAACUGGUGGAAUGCCUCCCCAGAUGACCGGUGGUAUGCCGCCGAUGAUGCCUCAGAGAACUGGUGGAAUGCCUCCCCAGAUGACCGGUGGUAUGCCACCGAUGAUGCCUCAGAGAACUGGUGGAAUGCCUCCCCAGAUGACCGGUGGUAUGCCACCGAUGAUGCCUCAGAGAACUGGUGGAAUGCCUCCCCAGAUGACCGGUGGUAUGCCGCCGAUGAUGCCUCAACGUACUGGGGGUAUGCCUCCACAAGCGACAGGUGGCAUGCCACCAAUGAUGCCUCAAAGAACUGGUGGAAUGCCUCCUCAGAUGACCGGCGGUAUGCCACCAAUGAUGCCUCAAAGAACUGGUGGAAUGCCUCCACAAGCGACAGGUAGUAUGCCACCAAUGAUGCCUCAAAGAACUGGUGGAAUGCCUCCUCAGAUGACCGGCGGUAUGCCACCAAUGAUGCCUCAAAGAACUGGUGGAAUGCCUCCACAAGCGGCAGGCGGCAUGCCGCCGAUGAUGCCUCAGAGAACAGGAGGAAUGCAACCGAUGAUGCCUCAAAGGACAGGUAGCAUGCCGCCAAUGAUGCAUCAGCAAACUGGAAGUCUUAUGGCUCAACCUACUGGGGUUCCAGGGCAAUGGGGAUUUAUUAAUACUCCUUUAAGUAAUCUUCCUGGUAUUGAAGCUUUGGGAGAACAAAUGAUGCCGAAUGCAUCUGACGGUAGCUUAACUCGCAACUUUACAGGGAAAAAAGACAUACCUUGGGCUAUUAGCAAAGAAGAGAAGCGUAUUUAUGAUCAAAUCUUCGAUGCUUGGGAUAAAGAAAAGAAAGGUACUCUUGGUGGAAAUGCCGUAUUGGAAAUCUUUGGACAAAGCAAGUUAUCUCGUUCUGAACUUGAACAUCUGUGGAGUCUCUGCGAUCAUGGCGACAAAGGUUGUUUAGACCGUGAUGAAUUUUCGGUUGCUCUUCACCUUAUAUAUAGAAAAUUAAAUGGUAACGCGAUCCCCUCUCAGCUACCUCCUGAAUUAAUUCCGCCUUCUACCAGAAAUAUUGAAGCUUCUUUGAACCAAGUGAAGAAUCUAAUAAAAAAUGAUACUUCAACACGCCGGCCAUUCAGCAAUGAAAACGUAAGCAGGUUGAAGAAAAAUUCAUUUUAUGAUAACGAUAGUACCUUAAGUGACAAGGAUGCUACGCUUUAUAAAUUUAACGAUUCCAGUGUACCGGCUUAUGUGUCUAAUUCGAGAAGAAGAGCUUACUCUAAAGAUAAGCCCGAUGCUUUACCUCCCUCAACCGGUUCGCUUGAUGAAGUAAAUGACAAAACAGAGCAUUUGAAGAAAAAUAUUCACGAAAAAGAAAUUUUUUUGAAUGCUUUAGAGGAGAAAAAAGCAACCCACUCAGAUGUUUCUGACAACGCCUUCCUAAUCAAUCGCAUCAAAUCUAUUCAUAACGAAAUUAAUCAAGCGCUUGUUAAGCAAAAGUCUCCAGAAGCGGAUAGUCUGAAUUCACGCCUCAACGCAUUAAGUUCGAAGGUUACUCAACUUGUUUCUGAGGUAGAUGCUGCUGACAACAAAUUAGAUGAUUUUUCCUCAAGUAUUCAAAAAUCUAGCGGGGAAGUUGAUUUUAAUGACGUUGCUGCAAAAGUAAGUAAUAUUGAACAGCAAAGAAAUGCGUCAAAGGAUUUACUUAAGCAACUAAAAACCUCUAUUGAUUCCAUUGAGUUGGAAGCACGUAAGCAGUUGGUUCCAUUCAGCAAAAUGGACAAUGAAUGGUUGGAGAAUAAUAUGUUGGAUGAGUCUGUUAAGAAGACUAUGAAAGAUCUUCCGCCGGCUGUUCAACCGCAAGAGCGUACCGUUGUCGAACCAAAAUCUGAUGUCGUCCAACCUGAAGCUGCAGCACCUUCCACUCUUGAAUCCAAACCCGUAGCCGAGAGGGGAGGCUCUACCAGUGUACCUGAUGUUGAAGACAGAGCUGCAAGAAUAAAAUCUGAAGCUCAGCGACGUAUGAAUGAGCGUUUAGCUGCUAUGGGUAUAAAGCCCCGACAACAAAGAAGUGUUAGUGGUAAUUCGUCAGCAAGCCCUUCGAUGAUUACCGUUACAAACGAAGCUCCUCAACUCAAGGAACAGUUUUCGAAUCUCUCGAUAAAUAGUAAAGAUGAACCAUCUGUCUCAUCUUUCAAUACUGCUCCAUCGAACCAAGAAAAGUCACAAAAUGUGAAUGGAAAUAAGGCUGGUGAGAAUUUUGUAGAGCGUAAACAGAUCCAGGAAUCGGUUACCAAACCUGAACACGUAAGAAGGGAUUCUGUUUCUCCUGUGUCGUCGGGAUCUAGCACUUCAUCCGUGAAAGAGGCUACAGCAUCAUCACCUCAGAGGGUACCAUCAAGAGAUGCUAAACCCUCAUCGACACCAUCCGGUGCCCAUAGUGCUCUAUCCUUUGAGCCUGUCACUCAGUUGCCUUCGACUCAUUCGACUCCUGCGCCUGAGGCAAUCAGCACGUCGAAUGUCGAGCAGCCUACCUCGACACCACAGCCUCCUCCUUUAUCUAUGGCACCUCCAAUGCCUGUUAAUGCACCAAGUGUCCCUCGACCUUCUUCAACUCCACAACAAGUACCACCUGUUCCUAAGGAGUCUGUGUCUCCGACACCUCCUUUGCCUUCUGGUACGUCAAAUACUUCCCAGCCUUCCACGGCGCCGCAGCAGCUUUCUUUUGUACCUCCAGCACCUCCAGCACCUCCAACACCUUCAACACCUCCAGUAACCAAUCCUACUUCAGCACCUCCCCCUGUACCUGCUGUUCCUGCCCCGUCUUUACCACCACAAGAUCAGAAGCAAGUGAAUACUUCUGCUAUGGAGUCUGCCUUUCAACCACAAGUAAAACAACCUGAUGCAAGCUCUCAAGCUCCUUCUUCUAAAGCUGCUCCAGCAAUUCCUGCAGUUCCUCCUCCUUCAGCUCCCCCUGCGCCUCCCGCCUCGUCUGGUUUUAAUCCUUUUUCGAAGUUUCCGCCUGCUCCACCUGCCCCGAAAAUGAGCGGUAAUGAUUCGGAUAACUGGAGCCAACAUGAAGAUGAAGAGGAUAGUGAAGACGAUGCGCAAUCGAGCAAGGAUGCGGCAGCUUUAGCUGCAAAAUUAUUUGGCGGCAUGGCGCCCGUUCGACCACUUUCUACCUCUCCUGUAAAGCCGAGAUCUACAAGUACAACACCCUCGUUGGCACCUCCAGCGCCUCCUUCAGCACCUCCUGCUGCACCACCGGCACCUCCAGCGCCUCCAGCACCUCCUUCAGCACCUCCUUCAGCACCUCCUGCUGCACCACCGGCUCCCCCUACUUCAGUACCAGCACCCAUCGCAACUGUUCCAGGCGAUAGAGGUCCUUUGCUGAAUCAAAUUCAAGCAGGUACUAGGUUGCGGAAAUCGGUAACUAAUGACAAAAGUAGGCCCCUUGGCGGGCGUGUGAUAGACGGAUCCAGCAAUGGAGAUAAAUCGGCUUGGUACGGCAAUUUGUCUUAA